Helianthus annuus (common sunflower) is the source of this 1933-nucleotide messenger RNA. RefSeq names its product staphylococcal-like nuclease CAN1. The transcript has 8 exons. The record is from RefSeq and is a predicted model, not a curated record. NCBI's taxonomy places the organism in Eukaryota, Viridiplantae, Streptophyta, Magnoliopsida, Asterales, Asteraceae. The coding region runs from base 252 to 923 and encodes 223 amino acids.
AAAUCCAAGGUACUGCCAAGACCGAUGGUGUCGCCGCCCUAGAAAACGACCUCAAUAUAUUUGAAAAGAAAUCCAAGAUUCCUGUAGACCUGGACUGGCAUGUAUAUUCAUCGCCAAAUACUCAUAUCCGCUGGUACACGGAGCUGUUGAAGGCAUGGAGGAAAUCAAAACCAUCGGAUCCUAAACAAGCUACCAAGCUUGUAUAUGACACCCUGCAUAGUAUCCACGAAUAUGGCGUUCAUUUUGAUGAUAUGGAGGGCUUCUUGCACUUUUACGGGCUUCCUCAUUAUUCCUUAGUGAUAAAACCCUCGCCGUAUGAUGAACCUUCAUGGGUUACUCCUCUUGCUCCAGCUCCACCGGUUUGGGAAAGGAAACCAGUGUUCAAGUUGUCAACACUUCCUGUAAGAAGAAACUUUUGCAACAUCCACAGUUUUUUCAAACCCCGAUUUUUUAUUAGCUUUGCAAAUCAGGUGCUAGGGGAAAGAGUAACUAAUGGGGUGGUCUUCAGUGUCUCUGUUGAGGUUAAGGAUUUCUAUCUUUUACCCCAAGAGAUACUAUUCGCUGUAAGUGAGCGUCGUAAAGCACAGGCCACGGGGGACAAUGAUCGGGCCCGUGAAAUGAUGCAUAAAAUUAAUGCUACACAAGACUAUGAGGUAUUGUAUCUCGACGAUGAGGGAUAUCUGGCCAAAAAGUACGAGAUCAAGCUAAGGGGUGUAUGUGCGCCCAUGAAUGGACGGAGUGGGCGUAAGGUUAGGCGUGAGCUCGAAAUGUUGGUCGAUGGCAAGUGUUUGACGAUUUCAGUCUACAAUUUAGAUGAAGAAAAGCGCUGUGUUGCAGAAGUUUACUCCGACCACAAACAUCUACAGGGUAUAUUGUUGAAUAAUGCAACUGAAGUGCCUUGGGGGUGGAAGGCAGAGUGCUAGCGGGUUUAAAGUUGUUCCCAAGCAGGCAAAUGGAGGGUGGAGAAUUACUGAAUUCUCAAUAUAAGUUAUGAAAGAAGAUAAGAUCAAGUGAAGCUAGGAGAACUAACUCAACCUUUGUAUUUUCCAUUUAAUAAUAGUUAUCGAUAGCGAACAUAGCGUUCGCUAUCGCGCGCUUCGUAGUUAACCAUAUCUCGCAAUAUGUUACUUAGCGAAUCGAAAGCGUGAUUAUAGCGGGAUUCCGACCACGAAUUCCGGCUCCGGUGUUGUAAUAAUUGCCAGAAACCUACCGGAAGUCGGGAAGAAGAAGAAGAGAAGAAGAAGAGUGGCUCUGUUAUGUGUUUUAGCUUUUUAGGGUUAAAUAACUUUUUGGAUUUUAACCUUUAAACCGUCUAUCUUUUCACUAAUUAACAUUAGUCCCAAAAACUUGUACAAAUUUACAUAAAAGUGUCAAACUAAUUUGUAUAUUUUAACAUUUAACCUCCUCUAUUAUCACUAGUAUACAUUUGGUUCUUAAACUUCAAAAUCUAUACAUAAAAAGUAUAAAAUUAACAUCUAUCUAUUAUACUAAAUGAAUUCUCUUAGGCCACAUGGGCUAUUCUUAGCCAAUCAUUUUGAUGAUGUGGACAACCUCUUAAGCCAGAGAAUUCCUCUUGGGCGCCAAUCUCUUUUCCUAAUCUACUUCUCACGUACGUUUCUUCCCACUACAUCUUUCUCUUCUUUCCCCAUUUUUCUUUAACCCUAGCCCUCAAUCAGUCACGAAAUCUUCUCCUCUCCUUUUUCUUUCGCUAUUUUGAAUCGGAAUCAUCUAUCUAUAAGAUCUUUCUUCAAUCAGUAUUACUUCCUUCGUUUUAUGUUAUUCACAGAUCCCAGGCAGAACAUCAUCUUCGUUGGGUAAGUGUUUAAAUGAUUUUAUGUUCUUCAGUCGUUUUGAUUAUCAACGCUUUUGGUUAUUUGUUAUGAAUGUUUUGAUCUCCUAUAUAAGCUGUUUCUUUUUUGUUAUUUAAUAUCGU